Diatraea saccharalis (sugarcane borer) is the source of this 3084-nucleotide messenger RNA. Lineage: Eukaryota; Metazoa; Arthropoda; Insecta; Lepidoptera; Crambidae. The record is from the annotation of a GenBank genome assembly.
AUUUCUUUCGGCUGUUUUGGUAGAUUGCCUAAAAAGUUAUGAAAAUACGCUCUGUAGUAGCGAAAAAGUUACAAGUGCUUGAAAGAUUCGUCAGUCCUGUUUCGUCCUGGGUAGCUCAGUCAAAUAUAAAAAGUAAUUGACGUUAUGUGACAGAAGACUGACAAAACUGGAGAAAUCAAAUAUAGCGGUACGAAGAUCGCCGAGUCCGCUAAUAAUUUAUAAAAUCGAUUUAUAACUAAACAGGUCCAAAAUUUGUGUUUGGACCCUAACUAUGCAAAAAAUCAAUUAAAUAUUUAUUUGAGUGUUUGCAUUGUUAGGCUUUUUAUAAUAUAAGUAUAAAUAGCACCAGCAUGCGAAAUACGGCAGAACUUUUCGACCGAUGUAAACGAGCCUUAUCUUUAUUUUCCUGACAAACAUAUUGAUGAGAUAUAUUUAUUUUGACGUAUUGGCCUAGGAAGCGACGUGGUGUUAAUAUUAAUGAUGCUCGAUGUAAGAAUUGCUGUGAGCAAUUAGACAUUGUGAACGAAUCUAGAAUGUUAAGUGAAGGAAUUACUGCAACGUUAAUUAAUGUUAGCAAAAGGCAUUUAAGUUUUGCUCAGAUGCUUUUUGUUAAUGUUUUUGAAACUAAACUGAUUUAUUACUUUAAUACAGGUGAAUAGCUCGGUGGCGUAGUUAAUAAGCACUGUGGCCCGCGAUCGUUAUUGUUAAGCAACUUUCACAAGGGUUGGUCACAGGAUGGGUGACCAGAAUAUUAUUAUCUCGACUUGGUCCCGGUAUCGUUAACGCCUGCCCUUUAGCUCGCAUUGGGUCAGCGUAGAUGGUUAUAGUCCAUCCUCUCUAACCAUCCACAAGGAAGGAGUGGGGACGUAAAAGGACUUAUAAUGAUGAUGAUGACAGGUAAUUAUUUUUGAUUAUGAACUCUACUGUCAAAGUAUUACAAAUUAUAACCAAGUAGAGGGAUUUGUCAGAUUUUUAUAGCGUGAAGUGCUGUUGACUGUUUUGUAGGCAUACUCUUAUAUUGUAGUGUACGCUCUAUUUUUAGAAAAGAACCAUAACUUUACCCUGAAUUAAUUUCGUUGAGAUAAAAUUGACGUUUUCUUAGAGAAAAAAAAAAUAUAUCCAAUAUUGCCGCCUUGUGGCGUAAUUUUCGUUCUUCCAUAUGAAUUUUUAUCUCACCUCCAGGGAAUAUAAUUUACUCUUUUCACAGGAGAAAAUUGGGACUGUGUGAAUAAAAUAAGGGAGGUAACCGUUCAUGGUUCCACUUAUUAUGUUUGUCAAAAUGGUAUUUGUAAUUUUUCCUAUUACAGUUUAAAAUAAAGUUUCCAGUGAUAAUGGAUAGCUUGACAUAAUAACUUUUAAAUUUGGUUUGCCUUUAGGGCAGGUAAGGUCUUCGGGGGGGUAUAAUAGGUAUAAAUAAGUUAUUUAUGUCCCGGAUCGCACUCAGAAAAAUUGUAGACAACUCUUUCUCUCAGUGCGUCAAAUAAUCCCCGAAACGCGGGACUACCUGUCUUGCGCGGCAUAUUUAAAUUUUUUACAAAAAAUCGGGACAUCUUGCAAUACUGUUAGUGAAAAUAGCAACCCUGGCUUUGUUGUGUCACAACCUUAUAAACCUAUUUCAUUUUAAAAUAAGCGAAAUAAUACAUAAAUUGCAGUGAUUUUGCGUACAAAGUUAUAGAGGACACCAUUAAAUCUGCAGUAUUGUUAUCCACGAAAAUCUUGGCUGUUUCAACUCACAGAUUCUAAAAGUUAAGUUGAAUUUUUAUAUUUUUUACUUGUCAUAAUCUUGCUACCAACAAGAUUUCAACAAAUUAUUAAAACGGAUACAAGCUCAGUGUUGCCACAAUCAACAAAUUUGCGCGAAUCAGAGAAAUCAAUACCAAUUUUGUUCUUGCAAAAAUUUUCAUUAAGGCAAAUAAUUCAAGAAUGGCACCAACCUUAGGAAGUUGUGCAGGUUGUAAAAACAAAUUGAUAAGUAAAGAAUUUCUAACAUGUGAUACCUGUAAAUGCAAGUAUGAUCUCGAAUGCGGAAAUGUCAGCUCAAAACGUUAUCAACAAAUGGAAAUACGUCAAAAAAGUACUUGGAAAUGCCCAGAGUGUACUUGUAAACUACCCAAAAAUGUUAACUCUAACACUCCGAUACGGACUCUUAAUGAAGUAAUGAAUGAAAAAGACAGUCUCGAAGACCUAAGUAAUCAAUGUGAAAAUGUUACCAAUCGUGUAAAACGUGUAAGAAAACCAGUUGAAAAUAUCCCUUCUCGGGAUGCCGUGCAAGAUAUGAGUGUUGUAAAUACCACAUCAUCAUGUCAUGGAAGCUCAUUGCCGAUGGAUGGUUUUGUCACAGAGGGUCGACUUCGUGAUAUUCUACGACAGGAAAUAUGUCGAGUUAUCAAUCAGCAAGUAACGGAACAGUUAAAAGGAAUCAAAGACCAGAUGACUACUUACAAUGAUUCCCUUGAAUUCCUAAAUAAGCAAUACGAGGAAUUUAGGAAAAUCUUGGAAGAAAAGAAUUUGGCUAUUAAGAAUCUGGAAAAGCAAAAUCAAACCCUACAAUUAUCAGUCAAAGAAAUCACUAGCAGGGUCGAAAGUGUGGAGCAGUACAUGCGUGAUUGUAACGUGGAAAUAAACGGAAUACCUGAACACCGAUCAGAAAAUCUAAGAAAAGCUCUUAUACAAAUCGCUAAUACAGUUGAAAACCCACUACAAGACAGUGAUAUACAGCAUGUUACAAGAAUCGCGAAACUGAAUAAAGAAAGCAAAAGACCCCGGGCAGUAAUUGUCAAGCUGCGGAGUAUUCGUCAGCGUGAUGAGCUGCUGGCCGCAGUUCAAAAAUUUAACAAAAAUAGAAAACAACAUGAUAAACUGAAUACUCAACACCUGGGCUACUCUGGAGAGGUAUCAUCAAUUUAUGUUGCUGAACAUUUAACGCCUACAAAUAAGUCAUUACAUGCUGCCGCGCGUAAGAAAGCCAAAGAGGCAGCAUACAAAUUUGUGUGGGUUCGCGAUGGAAGAAUCUAUGCUAGGAAAAAUGAGCACUGUUCUGCAUUGUUGGUACGCAAUUUUGAUAGCCUUAAGCUGAUUAUUUGA